Messenger RNA from Myotis myotis, 4419 nucleotides. RefSeq names its product RAD50 double strand break repair protein (gene RAD50). Gene Ontology annotation, biological process: telomere maintenance via telomerase; telomere maintenance via recombination; double-strand break repair. The coding region runs from base 238 to 4254 and encodes 1338 amino acids. The transcript is spliced from 26 exons. Lineage: Eukaryota; Metazoa; Chordata; Mammalia; Chiroptera; Vespertilionidae. Gene Ontology annotation, molecular function: single-stranded telomeric DNA binding; double-stranded telomeric DNA binding; ATP hydrolysis activity. The record is from RefSeq and is a predicted model, not a curated record. Gene Ontology annotation, cellular component: condensed nuclear chromosome; Mre11 complex; nucleus.
CAGCAGAGGCGGGAAUCUGUGAGUGGGCACGGUCGCGGGGUCCCGUGGCCCGUGUUUUGCGUCUCCCGCGGGCAUCCCUGGGCCGCUCCGGCCCGCCAGCCGGGAAGAAGGCAGGCGUGGGAGGAAGGGUUCCAGCCGGAGCCUUCGCUCCCAGCGGGAGCCUGCCGGCCCGCGUUCGCCGCGCUGCUGCCUCACCGCUCAAUCUUGCUGGUGUUGAAAUAAGAAACAUUUACAAACAUGUCCCGGAUCGAAAAGAUGAGCAUUAUGGGCGUGCGGAGUUUUGGAAUAGAGGACAAAGAUAAGCAAAUUAUCACUUUCUUCAGUCCCCUCACAAUUUUGGUUGGACCCAAUGGGGCAGGGAAGACGACCAUUAUUGAAUGUUUAAAAUAUAUUUGUACUGGAGAUUUCCCUCCUGGAACCAAAGGAAAUACAUUUGUUCAUGAUCCCAAGAUUGCUCAAGAAACAGAUGUUAGAGCCCAGAUUCGUCUGCAGUUUCGUGAUGUGAAUGGAGAACUCGUAGCUGUGCAGAGAUCUAUGGUGUGUACUCAGAAAAGCAAAAAGACAGAAUUUAAGACCCUGGAAGGAGUCAUUACUAGAACAAAGCAUGGUGAAAAGGUCAGUCUCAGCUCUAAGUGUGCAGAAAUUGACCGAGAGAUGAUAAGUUCUCUUGGGGUUUCCAAGUCUGUGCUAAAUAAUGUCAUUUUCUGUCAUCAAGAAGAUUCUAAUUGGCCUUUAAGUGAAGGAAAGGCUUUGAAGCAAAAAUUUGAUGAGAUUUUUUCAGCAACAAGGUACAUUAAGGCCUUGGAAACACUUAGGCAGGUACGCCAGACACAAGGUCAGAAAGUAAAAGAAUGUCAAACAGAACUAAAAUAUCUGAAGCAAAAUAAGGAAAAAGCUUGUGAGAUCCGCGAUCAGAUUACUAGUAAGGAAACCCAGUUAACAUCUUCAAAAGAAAUUGUCAAAUCCUAUGAGAAUGAACUUGAUCCACUGAAGGUGUCCAGGGAGGAAGCAUGGCUGAGCUGGGCCUUAAAGAAUGGGAAAAUUAUAUCAACAGAUUGGAAGGCAUUUUAUAAUCGUCUCAAAGAAAUUGAACACAAUCUCUCUAAAAUAAUGAAACUUGACAAUGAAAUUAAAGCCUUGGAAAGCCGAAAGAAGCAAAUGGAGAAAGAUAAUAGUGAACUGGAACAGAAAAUGGAAAAGGUUUUUCAAGGGACUGAUGAGCAACUAAAUGAUUUAUAUCUCAAUCACCAGAGAACAAUAAGGGAGAAAGAAAGGAAAUUGGUAGACUGUCAGCGUGAACUGGAAAAAUUAAAUAAAGAAUCUAGGCUUCUCAAUCAAGAAAAAUCAGAGCUACUUGUUGAACAGGGUCGUCUACAGCAACAAGCAGAUCGCCAUCAAGAAAAUAUCCGAGCUAGAGAUUCAUUAAUUCAGUCUUUGGCGUCACAGUUAGAAUUGGAUGGCUUUGAGCAUGGACCAUUCAGUGAAAGACAGAUUAAAAAUUUUCACAAACUUGUAAGAGAGAGACAAGAAAAGGAAGAAGAAACUGCCAGCCAACUGAUGAAUGACUUUGCAGAAAAAGAAACUCUGAAACAAAAACAGAUAGAUGAGAUAAGGGAUAAGAAAAUUGGACUGGGAAGAAUAAUUGAGUUGAAAUCAGAAAUUCUAAGUAAGAAGCAGAAUGAGCUGAAAAAUGUGAAGUACGAAUUACAACAAUUGGAAGGAUCUUCUGACAGGAUUCAUGAACUGGACCAGGAACUCACAAAAGCUGAACAUGAGCUAAGCAAGGCUGAGAAAAACAGUAAUGUAGAAACUCUAAAAACAGAAGUAAUAAGUCUUCAGAAUGAGAAAGCAGACCUAGACAGGACCCUGCGUAAACUGGACCAGGAGAUGGAGCAGUUAAACCAUCAUACAGCAACACGCACCCAGAUGGAGAUGCUGACCAAAGACAAAGCUGACAAAGAUGAACAAAUCAGAAAAAUAAAGUCUAGACACAGUGAUGAAUUAAAUUCAUUAUUAGGGUAUUUUCCCAACAAAAAACAACUUGAAGACUGGCUUCAUAGUAAAUCAAGAGAAAUUAAUCAGACCAGGGACAGGCUUGCCAAAUUGAACAAGGAACUGGCUUCAGCUGAGCAAAAUAAAAAUCAUAUAAAUAUUGAGCUAAAAAGGAAGGAGGAGCAGUUAUCCAGUUAUGAAGACAAGCUGUUUGAUGUUUGUGGUAGCCAGGAUUUUGAAAGUGAUUUAGGCAGGCUUAAAGAAGAAAUUGAAAAAUCUUCAAAACAACGAGCCAUGCUGGCUGGAGCUACGGCCGUGUACUCCCAAUUCAUCACUCAGCUGACGGAUGAAAGCCAGUCCUGCUGCCCCGUCUGUCAGAGAGUUUUUCAGACAGAAGCUGAAUUACAAGAAGUCAUCAGUGAUUUGCAGUCUAAGCUGCGGCUGGCUCCAGACAAACUCAAGUCAACAGAAUCAGAGCUAAAGAAAAAAGAGAAGCGGCGUGAUGAAAUGCUGGGGCUUGUGCCCAUGAGGCAAAGCAUAAUUGAUUUGAAAGAGAAGGAAAUACCAGAAUUAAGAAACAAACUGCAGAAUGUCAAUAGAGAUAUACAGCGCCUGAAGAAUGACAUAGAAGAACAGGAAACACUCUUGGGUACAAUAAUGCCUGAAGAAGAAAGUGCCAAAGUGUGUCUCACAGAUGUUACAAUUAUGGAGAGAUUUCAGAUGGAACUUAAAGAUGUUGAAAGGAAAAUUGCACAACAAGCAGCUAAGCUACAAGGACUAGACUUAGAUAGAACUCUUCAACAAGUAAACCAAGAAAAACAAGAAAAACAACACAAAUUAGAUACAGUUUCCAGUAAGAUUGAAUUGAAUCGUAAGCUUAUACAGGACCAGCAAGAACAGAUUCAACACCUAAGAGGUUUAACAAAUGAACUUAAAUCAGAAAAACUUCAGAUAUCCACUAAUUUACAACGUCGUCAGCAACUGGAGGAGCAGACUGUGGAAUUAUCCACUGAAGUUCAGUCCUUAUACAGAGAGAUAAAGGAUGCUAAAGAGCAGAUAAGCCCUUUGGAAAUAACACUGGAAAAGUUCCAGCAGGAGAAAGAAGAAUUAAUCUUCAAAAAAAAUACAAGCCACAAAAUAACACAGGAUAAAAUGAAUGAUAUCAAAGAGAAGGUUAAAAAUAUUCACGGCUAUGUGAAAAACAUUGAGAAUUAUAUUCAAGAUGGGAAAGACGACUAUAAGAAGCAAAAAGAAACUGAACUUAAUAAAGUAAUAGCUCAACUAAGUGAAAGCGAGAAACACAAAGAAAAGAUAAAUACCGAUAUGGGAAUCAUGAGACAAGAUAUUGAUACACAGAAAAUACAAGAAAGAUGGCUGCAGGAUAAUCUUACGUUAAGAAAAAGAAAUGAAGAAUUAAAAGAAGUUGAAGAAGAAAGAAAACAACAUUUGAAGGAAAUGGGUCAAAUGCAGGUCUUACAACUGAAAAAUGAACAUCAGAACUUGGAAGAAAAAAUAGAAAAUAUAAAAACAAGUCACAGUUUGGCAAUAGGGCGACAGAAGGGUUAUGAGGAAGAAAUUAUUCACUUUAAGAAAGAACUUCGAUCACCUCAGUUUCGAGAUGCCGAGGAAAAGUAUAGAGAAAUGAUGAUUGUUAUGAGAACAACAGAGCUUGUGAACAAGGAUCUGGACAUUUAUUAUAAGACCCUUGACCAAGCAAUAAUGAAAUUCCACAGUAUGAAAAUGGAAGAAAUCAAUAAGAUCAUCCGUGACCUCUGGCGCAGCACCUAUCGUGGACAAGAUAUUGAAUAUAUAGAAAUUCGGUCUGAUGCCGAUGAAAACGUAUCAGCUUCUGAUAAACGGCGGAAUUAUAACUACCGCGUGGUGAUGCUAAAGGGUGACACGGCCUUGGAUAUGCGAGGACGAUGCAGUGCUGGACAAAAGGUGUUAGCCUCCCUCAUUAUCCGCUUGGCCCUGGCUGAAACCUUCUGUUUGAACUGCGGCAUCCUUGCCUUGGAUGAGCCAACAACGAAUCUUGACCGAGAAAACAUUGAAUCUCUUGCACAUUCGCUGGUUGAGAUAAUAAAGAGUCGCUCACAGCAACGUAACUUCCAGCUUCUGGUAAUCACUCAUGACGAAGAUUUUGUGGAGCUCUUGGGGCGAUCCGAGUAUGUGGAGAAAUUCUACAGGAUUAAGAAGAACAUCGACCAGUGCUCAGAGAUUGUGAAGUGCAAUAUUAGCUCCCUGGAAUCCUAUGUUCACUGAGAAGACUCGAGAUUUAGCUGCCUUGGAAAUACAGGUCCUUAGGCAACUGCUUGUUUCUGGUAUCAGCUGAGUCAGUAAGCAAAUAUAUUCUUUAAAAGGAGCUCUGUGUCUAGGAUUUUGAAUGUCUGAGAGGUUCUAAAAUGAUUAAAGUUGUUUCACAUGAAA